This is a messenger RNA of Acinonyx jubatus (cheetah), 11001 nucleotides long. Its product is annotated as sterile alpha motif domain-containing protein 5. The coding region runs from base 4399 to 7878 and encodes 1159 amino acids. The record is from RefSeq and is a predicted model, not a curated record. Gene Ontology annotation, molecular function: protein binding. The transcript has 13 exons. NCBI's taxonomy places the organism in Eukaryota, Metazoa, Chordata, Mammalia, Carnivora, Felidae.
AAUAAACGUUAAAAAAAAAAAAAGUAAAAAAAAAAAGUAACACUGUUUUCAUCUGACCAAAUUUUUAAUAUCUAUCCAAGGACUUUAAGCUAUGUCCAUCUUCUAAUUGUUUUUCUAAAAAGAAGAAUGUGUUAGAUGUGUUAGAAAUUUGACAAUGAAGUUCAUCAGAGUAUUGUUUAUGAUCUUGAAAAAUUGGAAACAUUCCACUGUCUAAUGAUUCAGGGCAUUAAGAAAACUAGGGUAUAUUUCUGUGAAUACUACUGAAUCCUUAAUAUAUUGUAAUUGUUGGCUGUUUGUUGACAUAAGAAAAAUGUUCAAAAUUUAAAAAGCAGAUUUUAGAACUGUUUGAACAGUAUCCAUUGAGGGCUCCACAGUUUCUCUAAAGGAAACUUUCAGAGGCAGCGGUGUGGCUCAGAGGGUAGCGGCUGGAAUCAGGCCCUUUGUUUCUACAACUGUGUGUUCAUGUGAGGGGGGCUUGGGGACCCUGGUAGUGACUGUGGGAGAUAGGGCAGCUAACGAUCACAAAGUCACACUUUUUUUAUAAAAAGCAAACAAAACAUAGAAACCUAAGGGUAUGUAGUGUGGGGGGGGGGGGUGUGCACGCGUGCAUGCAUGUGUGUGUGUCAAAAGCAGGAGCAUAAAAACCAAAAUAUGACAAAUUUUUUGAGUGUGGGAGGGUUCAGGUGAUUUCUUUUUCUCCUUCUGUAUCUGCAUAUUCCACAUUUUGUGAUUGAAAGCGUAUCACAUGUAAUCAGAAAUAAACAUUUACUGAAAUACAGACGAAUAGGACAGUGGCCCUGGUCUCCUCAGUGAUACGCUGGUUACCAUAUACUUGGCUGAGUCCUGUCACUGUGUGUGCUCUCAGCCACCCAGGUUCUAGAAGAAGAGGAAAGCCAGGAGGGCUUUCCAAGGGAGUUGACCUAUGGACUGAAUAUUGAAGGAUGGGUAGGAGGAGAUGGGGUGGGCAGAGAUAUUCCCAGAAAAGGAAUCUGCCAGUGCGAAGGUGUGCAGGCACAUGCGAGAUGGAAUAUUAGAGAUGCUCUGAGGGGGUCGAAGGAUGAGAACCAGACGCUAUGAGAGGCCUUUCCCUGUAGUAUCUGCAUCCAUAUCCACAGUAGCCGGGGCAGGGCAGGGCUCUAACCCUGCGACGUCCCACACUCCACAGGAAGGCCUUUGGACUCUGCCCUGAGGACCUAACGAACCAUUCCUUAGGAUGGGAGGCUGAUGCUCAAAUCUGUUCUCAGCAAAUUUGCACACUUCCCGCGCAAUAAGUACAUUCAAGCCCACCACCCAGUGGGCAGGAUCAGCCAUGCCCUUCCUUCAUGAAGCUUCUUCCCUGGUUUCCAACUGAACUGCCUUCCACCAAGAAGCUUCCCAGGGUGGCCUGGCCCAGCCUCGUCUCUCAAAUAUCCCACAGUUGACUCAGAUCCCACAGCAGGGGCUGGGAACAACAGGGCCAGAGAGUCUAAACUUCUCGUUCCACAUCGAUGACACACGCGUUUGCCGAGGACCCACUGUGGGUGGGGCGUGCACUGGGCACCGUGAGUGUAAGGAGGGAGAACAGACAUGGCCCCUGUGGACUUUCACGUCUUCUAAAGGACGAGCAGUCUUGGAUGCCCUUAUAGUGCCCAACAUGGAGGACCUCCAUAAAGACCUGAAUCCUCCUUGGAGAGUCGUAUCAGUGACAGCUAAUGGGGGGGGAGGGGGUACAGGAGGACCAGGCCACCAAGAGGAUGGGCAGGGAUGCGUCCUACCCCCACCCUCCUCACAGAACCUGGUGCAGUCAGGGCCCGGCUUCCUGUGCAUCUCACAGGACAUCCAGAGCUGCCGACCAGGCUCUAGGCCUCACACUCAGGAUCUCCUUUGGAGGCUGAUCACCGCCUGUUUUAUAAAUCGGAGAAAUUAAGAAACAUGCCCAAGCAGACGCUGUUCACGGGUGACAUGAAGGGGCCCUGAGCCUACCUCUGACCAGGUUCAGAGUUCCAGCUCCUAAUUCGGCUCAGAAUCUUCUCUGUGUCUGAACAGCCUGUUCAGACCCAGCCUCAAAUGUGGGCCACAUCAUUAGUUUUCACAUGUUUUCUUUGCCGUUGCUAUUUACAUAGCCCCUACAACAGCAGUUUGGUAGAAUUAAAAUUGGUCUUGUUUGGAUUCCAAUCAGCAAGACUGCAGAUGUCAUAAGCACUUACUGAGCUCCACUUGUAGGUUGUACAGACACAAAGGUUUUUUUAAAUAUUUAUUUUGAGAGAGAGAGAGAGAGAGGGAAUGAAUGAAUGGCAGAGAGGAAGGGAGAUAGAGAAUUCCAAGCAGGCUCUGUGCUGCCAGUGCAGAGCCCAAUGCGGGGCUCGAUCACACAAACCAAAGGUCAUGACCUGAGCCGAAAUCCAGAGGCGGAUGCUUAGCCAACUGAGUCACCCAGGCGCCCCCCCCCACAAAUUUUAAAACAACACUUUAAGAUCAAUGUUACUGGAUCAAAUGUGCAUGGAGGAACACUAAGACCCAGAGAUGUGAAGUGAUUUGCUGGAGGACCUGGAAAUUCAACUAGGUCUAGUUGUUGAAUUGUUCUAGGUUGUUCUAGCUCCAAAGGCCUUCGGCUUUCCUCUUCCCUCUACCCCGCUCCCAUGGGGCAUGUGCAUUUUCUUAGUUUGCACCAAGCAGCAAGGAAAUUCAGCCGAGGGUUUCUCCUGACAGUUUUAAGGAACUCUAAGCAUAACGUUGCGUGCAACGUGGUUGGCGGUCUCGGGUGAAGAAAGCUCACGUGCACGUUGGAGGUGCAGGAGCCAAACCAUGAAGUUUCAGAUUCUGCCUCUGCCACUGACCGCCUGGGAAACGAGGUCAAAUGGGUAAAGAUUAGCCCAGUGCCUGGGAAUUACGAGCACACCGUAAACACGGGUGUCAGAAACAUGAUGUCGCAAAAGCACCCGCCACAGUGGGUGGCACAGGUGGACCCUUAGGAGGCAGCGGGGGAGGGGGUGUCGGUGAGUGUAUGGGCAGAGCGAGGCAGUAUGGGGAAGGUGCAGCAAACCCUCAUGGGGAGAGAGAAUGGGAAAUCCCUUUAGGGGUUGGAGGAGACACUUCCGAGGAGAAAAUUGGGGGAGAGGGGAUUCAUGCAGCUCUUGUUGAAGGGCGAGAGACACCAAAGGGGCAGAGCGAAGGACAGACACCCAGGACAAAGAGAUAGAUGGGGUUCUGGUGGUCUGUGGCAUUGGCUAGGACCUCUGCUGCGUGGUAAAAAGGGUGUGUGUGUGUGUGUGUGUGUGUGUGUGUGUGUGCGCGCGCGCGCGCGCGCGCGCGCACACGCACGUGAAAUGUCCUACCAAGUGAGGUAACCUUGCAUAAUACAUACAUACAGGCCCAACAAGGAGAGAGGCACCUUGGACUGGGGACAGCUCAGACUGCCCAGAGGGAACACGUGACUUACCCAAGUGGCUGAAUUUACUCCUGAAAGACAGACAUGACUUGUCACCCACGUCGUAGACUCCACCUGGGUUUUCAGUCCUGUCUUGUUCAGAUGAUAUUCUGUUUAAGUAACAGCAUGUGCCCGUCACUCCCCAGACACCCCUGAGAAAAUUAAAUGAUCAUCUUGUGACACAGUCCCCGUGCACACAUUUCUAGAAGACCAGAGAACCCCAGCUGCUCUGAAAUGAUUAUUGAAACAAUUGGGUAAGACAGUUUUAGAAGCAUCACCGGACAGGAAAUACCUCUCCUACAUUGACUUGGGUAGUUAAAAUAGAAAAAGGAGUGGGGACAGAUAGAAAGUGACAAGUCCAGAAGAAAACCAAAAUCACAAGUUUUAAUUCAGUAAUUUCAAAAAUAGCCAUUGGAAGGUGUCUAUUUUCAAUCGAGACUACUCCCUUCAGGGGAUGUUUGGAGGAGUAUCUGCGAAAGAGAUCUUUUUUAAGUUCAGUCACUUGUAAGGGUUAGUCCUUGUCCCGGAUUUGCUCAGAUUCCCGCGUCCUUUUUUUUCUUUCUCUGGAAUUCCAUAGACAGUAAUUAAGGAACUGGAGGCCAGCGGGAGGUCAGGGAGCCUUCGUCAGUGAAAACAGGGAUUGUUUGCCACGUACAACACUCCCUUUUUUCCUUGUGGUGAAUAGGAGAUUUGCUUAGAGCUGAUGACUUAUGCCUUUCUUACAAGUUAUGCAGUUAGCAAGUAACUGGGGAAUCAGUCAGCAGGCAGAAAGCAGCUAAUUGAACCCAGUGUCUUCACUUUUUCCUCCUUCGGAUGCUAAGCCGUGCUGGUGGCGCCUGUCUGAUCAUGUAACUCCAAAGGAACAUGUUUGAGGAGUGCCUGAUCCUCACUUUGAGAUCACAGAGUUGACGGAACAGGAGUGAAGACGCGCUCAACGUGGGGAGGGGGCGGGGGGACCAGACGUGCUCGAAAUUGCCCCUUAGGCCUGCUAAAUGCCGAAGCCGUCAAGAGAACAAUCGGAUGAUGAGACUGAGGAGUCGGUGAAGUUUAAAAGAUUACACAAGCUGGUCAGCUCCACUCGCAGAGUGAGAAAGAAACUAAUCAGGGUGGAAGAAAUGAAAAAGCCCAGCACCGAAGGCGGGGAGGAGCAUGUGUUUGAGAAUUCCCCAGUUCUGGAUGAGAGGUCCGCCCUUUAUUCUGGAGUACACAAGAAGCCAUUUUUCUUUGAUGGCUCUCCUGAGAAACCUCCAGAAGAUGAUUCAGACUCUCUCACCACUUCUCCAUCAUCCAGCAGCCUGGAUACCUGGGGAGCCGGCCGGAAGUUGGUCAAAACCUUCAGCAAAGGAGAGAGUCGGGGCCUGAUUAAGCCCCCCAAGAAGAUGGGGACGUUCUUCUCCUACCCAGAAGAAGAAAAGGCCCAGAAGGUCUCCCGCUCCCUAACUGAGGGGGAGAUGAAGAAGGGUCUCGGGUCCCUGAGCCAUGGGGUAAGUACGGAUGGUGUUUGCUUCUAUGACCACCAGCGACGUAGGCACCACCUUCUAGUGUCCCUGGAGGAGGUUCAGAGUGUCCGGAAGCAAAUCCGCCUGAAGAAAAUGGAUACUAAUUAUUCAUGUUCCAGAGCUUUUCUCUGCCAGCGUCCCUCCAGAAAAGGAGUCAACAGUGUGACCUGUGACCUGCUCCGGCAGAAACCCAAAGGGGGAGGGAGCUGCGGCAUCCCCAGCAGGAGGGCGCGCGGGCGCCCCUCGGUCAGCGAGUUCAAUAUCACCUACGUGGUGGAGCGGAGCCUGUACAGCCACCUGAACCUGACCCAGCUAGUGCGGCCUGCCUCGGACAGGACCCUGAGCAAGGCCGAGAGACAGGACCUCAGGCGGUGCCUGCUGGAGGAGGAUGAGGAGACCAAGAGGAAGUGGGCCGCCACGGUCGACCGCUGUACUAAAAGGGUUCUCUUGAGAAUCCACCAGAAGUCCAGAACCUGCAGUUUUGGAGGAUUUGACUUGACGAAUCGUUCUCUACACAUUGGCAGCAACAGUUCGGACCCAAUGAGUAAAGAAGGAGAUUUUGUGUACAAAGAAGUUAUCAAAUCACCCACGGCCUCCCGCAUCUCUCUUGGAAAAAAGGUGAAAUCCGUGAAAGAGACAAUGAGGAAGAGAAUGUCUAAAAAAUACAGCAGCUCUGUCUCUGAGCAGGACUCGGGCCUGGAGGGAAUGCCCGGCUCCCCUCCGUCUUCACAGCCUGAUGGUGAACACAUGGACAAACCGAAGCUCAAAGCCGGAGGUUCUGUCGAGAGUCUGCGGAGUUCUCUGAGUGGCCAGAGCUCGAUGAGUGGUCAGACCGUAAGUACCACGGAUUCCUCAACCAGCAACAGGGAGAGUGUCAAGUCAGAAGACGGUGAUGAUGAGGAACCCCCCUACCGGGGCCCCUUCUGCGGGCGCGCCAGGGUGCACACCGACUUCACGCCGAGUCCCUAUGACACGGACUCACUCAAGCUCAAGAAAGGAGACAUCAUCGACAUAAUCAGCAAGCCACCCAUGGGCACCUGGAUGGGUCUGUUGAACAACAAGGUCGGCACAUUCAAGUUCAUCUAUGUAGAUGUGCUAAAUGAGGAAGAAGAGAAGCCCAAGCGCCCCACCAGGAGGAGGAGAAAAGGAAGACCACCCCAGCCCAAAUCUGUGGAGGAUCUCCUUGAUCGGAUCAACCUGAAAGAGCACAUGCCCACUUUCCUGUUCAAUGGGUAUGAAGACCUGGACACCUUUAAGCUCCUGGAGGAGGAAGAUUUGGAUGAGUUAAAUAUCAGGGACCCGGAACACAGGGCUGUUCUCUUGACGGCGGUGGAGCUGUUACAGGAAUAUGACAGUAACAGCGACCAGUCGGGAUCCCAGGAGAAGCUGCUUGUCGACAGCCAGGGCCUGAGUGGAUGCUCUCCACGAGACUCCGGGUGCUACGAGAGCAGCGAGAACCUAGAAAAUGGCAAGACUCGGAAGACCGGCCUUCUCUCUGUCAAGUCGUCAGUGGAGUCCAGCUUUAAGUCCUUCAACAGGAAUCAGCUGGGCAACUACCCAACCCUGCCUUUAACAAAGUCCGGGGAUGCGCUGAAGCCCGGGGAGGAAGGCAGGCUGGGCAGCAGUCUCGCCCCUCACACCUCCAAGUGCUGUGACCAGCCAUGUGUGACUGGUCUGAACAAAAACCGAAGAAGCCUGCCCGUUUCCAUCUGUCGGAGCUGUGAGACCCUGGAGGGCCCCCAGCCCGUGGAAACUUGGCCCAGAUCCCAUUCCCUGGACGACCUUCAAGGAGAGCCUGCUGCUGAGAAGGAUGUGCCCGGCGAGGUGACAGAACCCUCCCCUCAGAUUGUACCACAAGUGCCACAAAAGACAACCCCCUCCAUCACAAAGGUUCAAAGCCCCAAACGAGAUCCUGCUGUUGACAAUGCACUGCUACUGACCCAAAGCAAGAGAUUUUCUGAACCUCAGAAGACAGCUAAGAAACUAGAUGGUUCCAUAGCGGCCUCCUCCCGUGGCACAUCACCUCCUCCGUGUUUGCCCAAAAACUAUGAUGCUCAGCCUUCUGGAGUUAAACACGGUUUAACAAGGACACCUCUCGAGGGUCACAGGAAAGGACUCGAGUCUGAAGGAACGCAUCAUCCCGCGGGCACCAAAGAAGGCCUAGAUGCCGAGCAGAGGGGCCCCGAGGCAAGAACGCAGGCCAGACAUCCCUCCCAGCCUCCACCUGUUCCCGCCAAGAAAAGCCGAGAACGCCUGGCCAACGGACUCCACCCCGGCCCUCCCGGUCCCGACGCACCAAGCCUGCCCGCUAAAAAAGGCAGCCCCAGUGACUGUCACUCACCUCAGGCUCCUAGGCCUCCCUCGGCACAGGAGCCCGGCAGCCCACCCAGCUCGAGGCCGCCGCCCUGGCUCUCAGAGCUCCCGGAGAGCGCCAGCCUCCAGGAGCAUGGCGUGAAGCUGGGCCCAGCUCUGACCAGAAAGACCUCCUGCGCCCGGGGAGUGGACCUGGAAACACUCACUGAGAACAAGUUGCGAGCUGAAGGCAUCGAUCUCACUGAGGAGCCGUACUCUGAUAAGCACGGCCGCUGUGGGAUUCCCGAAGCCCUGGUGCAGCGAUAUGCAGAGGACCUGGAUCAGCCCGAGAGGGAAGUUGCCACCAACAUGGACCAGAUCCGCGUGAAGCUGCUUCGGAAGCAGCACCGCAUGGCGAUCCCAAGUGGUGGACUCACAGAAAUCUGUAGAAAGCCCCUCUCUCCCGGAUGUGUCUCGUCUGUGUCAGAUUGGCUGGUUUCCAUCGGUCUGCCCAUGUAUACCAGCGCCCUCACUGAAGCCGGGUUCAGCACAUUGGGCCAAGUGCCUUCUCUGUCCCACACUUGCCUUCAGGAGGCCGGCAUCACAGAGGAGAGACACAUAAGCAAGCUUGUGUCUGCAGCCAGACUCUUCAAACUGCCACCAGGCCCCGAGGCCAUGUAGCCAGGCCCAUCAUGGAGCUCCCCGGACAAGAGCCACCCUUUCACUGUGCUUAGGAUGCUAAUGCAAUCCCUCCUCCUUGGGACCUGCAGACCAGAUCCAGAAGAAAGGCCCAGUGUAAGGCCGACCGGAGCACGAAACCUCGGCACAGGACUGAUGACCCUCUCUUCUCCAGAAGAGCCCCCCUCGAGGAAACUGGUGUGGUUCUCUUUGACUCCCCCAAAGAAAAGACAAGCACUAACUUUUAUUUUCAGAACACAAAAGAACCAGGAUGCCAGCUCGCCGCCCAUGCUGUGCCUCCAAUCUGUCUUGGUGUGCUGGCAGAGGGAGGGGGCAGCCGCUGUCGUUUCUGAGAAUGCCCUUGCCUUGCUGUCUGUCACCCUGCGGGAUGCCUGAGGGCAGGCGGGUAUUGGCCAGGCCAAAGUAACAGACCCAGGAGUUACUGUACGCCAUUGACUAUGCUUGUUUAUUCAAAAGUAAGAAAAUCUGGCUGCAUUAGGAAAAAAAAAAAAGUCCUAUUCUCCUUUCAGUAAACAAGAGACAUUUUAAUAAUUGCUUUCUAGCAAUCAGCUUUUAUUUGCCUUAAUAUAAGCUUUUAAGCAGUUAUCUGGUGUUCACCACCCUGUAACCAUAGUUCCAGAUCUUCAGCCUAGACUGCCAUCUAACAUACCAGAGAUGUUUUCAGCAAAAAAAAAAAAAAAAGAAAAAAGAAAAAAAAGAAAAGAAAAAAAAGAAAAAAAAAAAGGGCUUUUCUAAUUGCCUCACUCUAACAUGGCUUAAUUUGUAGGGGUGUUUGUCAGGCACAAACUUCAUGUUGGCUUUCAGUUUUUAAACUAACCACAAAUCCAGUAAAAAGCUAUCUGAAACUCACAGAUCAGGUGUGUAUGUGAGCGUGCAUGCAUGUGUGUCCGUGUGUGAGCGCGUGUGUAUAGAAACUACCUUCAUUUUAAAUCAGUUUUGUUUUGUUUACGAUGUUGGUCACCAUGCUGCAGUAUUGACUUUGACUCCCGACCACGACCAUUCCAGAAUUCACUCAUCAGCUAACAGGUCACCUUUGCAAAGCCACCGUAAGGUUGAAUAUUUCAGAAAGAUGCUUUUAAAAGGGAAGUAGUUUAUAAGAGAUUUUUAAGGUUUUUUUUUUCUACUUUUAUAAUUAAGGUACUGUUUUCCUCCCUUUAUUGAGAUCAUUCUUUUAAUUCAAAUAAUAGUUCAUUCUGGAGCCAGACAAAGCACGUUAGCCAUGUAUUAAGUAUUUGCCAUUUUCAGUUGUUUUCCUACUGAUUAGAGCAUUUACCGUUCUCUUUUAGUUUGGUGUCUGACUUUUCUAGCACACAGAAAUUUAGGCAACUAAUUUAAGGUUUCCGUCGCUUACUAAAUGAAUUUCCUCCACAUUCUUAGUCAUGAGAACUAUUCUAAGCAUUGAAUGUGAUCAUUGACAACAAACACUUUGAAGACAAAGCCUUGAUCAAAAGCUCUUAAACAUUUCAUCUCCUCGUUAAAACGAUUCCCCCGGGGGGGGGGGGGGGGUAACUUCACUCAUUACAAAGCCAUCUUCAGCAUUUGCUCUAUGUACUUGGAUCCGUGUUUCUGAGGAAAAGGAUGUUCUCAGGUUAUAUAUUUUUUUCGCGCUUUGGUAUACAUUUAAAAAAAAUACGUUUCUUCAAUAGUAUUCACCUUCUACAAGACGCCAUGUGAAAAAGUUGUGGAAAUGCAGAAUAAAAAGCUAAAAGCUGCCAACUUUCUACCGAGAUCUGAAAAACAGCCCAUUUUUGCCAUCUCGGGUUGUGCACACAGCCCACGUGGAAUGUGACGAUACCGUCGAACUGUAGCGCUUGUGCUGUGGUGGAGACAGGUGCAGGGACACGGAGCCUCGGCAUGACAUUCUGAGAUCCUGCUCAUAGUGUAAGCCGACCACACACAAGUCACACAACAGAUAACAGAGGAGGAGGGGUCAUCUGUGAAUUUCCCAGUGUUAGUUCAUUUUCAGUGUCAGAUUUUCAUUUAAGUAAAAGUGGCACCAGAAAAGGGAAUGUUCUGGAGUUCUUGAAAAUGCCAAACCCUAUUUUUGUCAUUCUUCUUUGGAAAUCAUUGCCUUUGCGUAGAAAAAUCAAAUUCAGGGACCAUGAAUGAUUUUCAGUGGGAAGAUCUUCCUAACCUGAGGGGUCUGAGAUUUUUACUUUAUCGUGCUUUUAAAAAAAAAAAAUUUUUUUUUUUGUUAUUGUUAGUAUUUGUUUGGUCUUUUGCUUUAAACUUUUAAUUUGAUCCUAGAAAAGCCUGAAUGUUUGUGUGUGACAUUUGACUAAGGUGGUUUAGGGACCGCGUGUCAGAAGACAGGUAGGUAGGUGUUAGGCGCCAGCAAUAUCCGGUUUUAAUCAAUUGCACUUGGUACAGAAUGUUGAGGAAGGGUUUAAAGUGUCGUCUUUGGAAAGCACAAAAGAAACCUGGAAAGGCAGUUUGGCUCAGGUAGCUACACAUCCGCUGUGUGUAAUUUUUACUGUAAAGCUGUCUAGAAGGAAAUGCGGCCAGCCCCAACCACUAUUUACAUUCCCAGAUAACCAGGAAUCAGAUACAUUUUCAUGGCCUUCUGUUAGCAGCCCUUUUCUCUGUCCUGAUCCCCGGUGUGGGGGAAAUUGGAAAUUACUAGUCUAUUGCAAACCAGUUCCUGACAUAGCAAAAUUUGCUUUCAUAACUGCAGCAAAAGAAAUCAGUUCACCAAGUCAAUGCUGCAUUGUGUGUACUGUAUUAUUUUCAGAAAAUAUAGUAGUCUGAGUCCAAGUUACCUUGAUUUUAAAUUGAUAGAGAAAUGCAAGAAACUGUCAAGCAAGUUAUAUAACAACUAACAACAUUGCACUUUCUGUAUAUGAAAUCAAUAUUUAAAUAACUUAUUUUUCUCCAUUGCUGUUCUUAAACAUUGUAAGUAGCUGUAAUAUACCAGUACCGAUAUGUCCUUGCGAUUGCUUCAGCCCAGGAAAGCUGUGUAUUGUUUUAAAAAUUGUAAAAACUAUUGUGAUGAUUCAUUUAGCAAAGAGAAAGGUGGACAGAAGGGUUUUCCUAUGUAUCAAACUUGUCUAUAAUUAUGUCAUCUUAUGUACCUAGGAAAAAUAAAUAAAUUUCGUCAGUUGACUA